CCGAGCUCAGCCGAGCGGCCGGGAGUCAGUUGGUUCAGCUCGUCUUCGCCACAGAAGCAGCCCGUGGCUCUGGCGUCGCCGCCACCGCCGCCGCCUCCGCGGGGCCUGCGCCGGCCGCCCGCCCACCGGGGAGGGAGGGAGGCCUGCAGCGUGGGGAGAGCAGCCGGGCCACGGGUGCCGCCGUCGCCGCCGCCGCCAGGACUGAAUUGCAACUACAGAGGCAACAAGUGACUCCUUAAAGAUGUCACAGGGCUGCAGAAAGUGAACGGAACCUUGGAGAAGAUGAUGAAGUAAGAAGAAUGCUUCUCCCAAGGACAAGAAGCUUAAUAAGGAAAAGUGACUUUCUGCAAAUAACUGACAAAACUGCCCUUGGAAGCACUUCCCAGACCCUCAUGGAAUAGCUGGAGUUUGUAUUACAAGGCUUUCUUGUCUGCUGGUAACCCGAAGUGAUUGUCACCAUGGCCAGCAAGAGGAAAUCCACUACCCCAUGCAUGAUCCCAGUUAAGACCGUGGUGCUGCCAGGUGCCAGCACAGAGGCUCAGCCUGUGGAACCUCUGCCUGAAGGUCCCCAGCAGGAUCUUCCCUCAGAGGCACCUGAUGCCAGCAGUGAGGCAGCCCCUGCCCCCAGCAGCACUGAUGGCUCUGCCCUGGCAAAUGGGCACCGGAGCACUUUGGAUGGCUAUGUAUAUUCCUGUAAGGAGUGUGAUUUCAGGUCCCAGGAUGUGACCCACUUUGUAGGACAUAUGAACUCAGAGCACACGGACUUUAAUAAAGACCCAAAUUUUGUAUGUACAAGGUGCAGUUUCCUGGCAAAAACCCCUGAAGGGCUUUCCCUGCAUAAUGCCAAGUGUCACUCAGGGGAAGCCAGCUUUUUGUGGAAUGUGACUAAGCCAGACAAUCAUGUAGUAGUGGAGCAGAGUGUCCCUGAGAAUGCUAGCUCAUCUGUCCUCGCAGGUGAGUCUACUACUGAAGGGACUGAAAUCAUCAUUACCAAGACUCCAAUCAUGAAGAUAAUGAAAGGCAAAGCUGAAGCCAAAAAAAUCCAUAUGCUUAAAGAGAAUGCUCCUAAUCAGCCUGGGAGUGAGACCUUGCCUAAGCCAUUGGCGGGGGAGGUAGAGGUUAAAGAGGGGGACCAUACUUUCAUUAAUGGGGCAGCUCCAGUCAGUCAGGCAUCUGCUAAUUCCACAAAACCCCCUCAUCCUGCCAAUGGGCCCCUGAUAGGAACUGUGCCUGUAUUGCCAGCUGGUAUAGCACAGUUCCUCUCCCUCCAGCAGCAGCCCCCAGUACACGCCCAGCACCAUACCCACCAACCCCUGCCUACAUCCAAGGCCCUUCCAAAAGUCAUGAUCCCCCUCAGCAGCAUCCCAACAUACAAUGCAGCUAUGGACUCCAACAGCUUUCUGAAGAACUCCUUCCACAAAUUCCCCUACCCAACCAAAGCUGAGCUCUGCUAUCUGACUGUGGUGACCAAGUAUCCUGAAGAACAGCUUAAGAUCUGGUUCACAGCCCAAAGGCUGAAGCAGGGAAUCAGCUGGUCUCCUGAGGAGAUUGAAGAUGCCAGGAAAAAGAUGUUCAAUACAGUCAUCCAGUCUGUGCCUCAGCCCACAAUCACAGUUCUAAACACCCCCCUUGUUGCCAGUGCUGGCAAUGUACAGCACCUCAUCCAGGCUGCUCUCCCAGGCCAUGCUGUGGGGCAGCCUGAGGGCACAGCAGGGGGCCUGUUGGUCACUCAACCAUUGAUGGCCAAUGGGUUACAAGCAUCAAGCUCGUCCCUCCCCCUGACAACUGCAUCUGUUCCCAAGCCAUCUGUGGCACCCAUUAACACUGUGUGUUCAAAUACAGCAUCAGCUGUGAAGGUUGUCAAUGCAGCCCAGUCACUCCUCACAGCAUGCCCCAGCAUAACUUCUCAAGCUUUCCUUGAUGCAAACAUCUACAAAAAUAAGAAGUCCCAUGAACAGCUGUCGGCUCUGAAAGGAAGCUUCUGUCGGAACCAAUUUCCUGGGCAGAGUGAAGUAGAGCAUCUGACCAAAGUGACAGGCCUCAGUACCAGAGAGGUGCGGAAGUGGUUCAGUGACCGGAGAUAUCACUGCCGGAACCUGAAGGGCUCCAGGACCAUGAUGCCCGGAGAGCAUGGCUCUGUUCUCAUUGACUCUGUGCCAGAGGUGCCCUUUCCCCUGUCAUCGAAAGUUCCAGAAGUGACCUGUAUCCCAACAGCAACCUCACUAGUAAGUCACCCUGCCACCAAACGACAAUCUUGGCACCAGACCCCAGACUUCACGCCAACCAAAUACAAAGAGAGAGCCCCAGAGCAGCUGCGAGUUCUAGAGAGCAGCUUUGCACAAAACCCACUUCCUCCUGAGGAGGAGCUGGACCGCCUAAGAAAUGAAACGAAAAUGACCCGAAGGGAAAUUGAUGGCUGGUUCUCAGAGAGACGGAAAAAGGUGAAUGCCGAGGAGACAAAGAAGGCUGAUGGGCAUGUGCCUAAGGAGGAAGAAGAGGGUGCUGAGGAGGAGGGUAGAGAUGAAGAGUUGGCCAGUGAGCUGAGAGUUCCUGGUGAAAAUGGCUCUUCUGAAAUAUUUUUUAGCCAUACCUUGGCAGAGCGGAAGGUCAGCCCCAUCAAAAUCAACCUCAAGAACCUGCGGGUCACUGAAGCCAGUGGCAAGAGUGAGCUUCCGGGGAUGAGUGUCUGUGAGCCUGAGGAAGACGGUUUGAACAAGUUGGUAGAACAGCCGCCAAGCAAAGUAAGCUACAAAAAGACCGCACAGCAGCGUCACUUGCUUCGGCAGCUCUUUGUCCAAACACAGUGGCCAAGCAACCAGGACUACGACUCCAUCAUGGCCCAAACAGGGCUGCCCCGGCCAGAGGUGGUACGCUGGUUUGGAGAUAGCAGGUAUGCCCUUAAGAAUGGCCAGCUUAAGUGGUACGAAGACUAUAAGAGGGGCAACUUCCCUCCAGGUUUGCUGGUCAUAGCCCCUGGCAACCGAGAACUGCUGCAAGAUUAUUACAUGACACACAAGAUGUUGUGCGAGGAGGACCUGCAGACCCUCUGCGACAAGACCCAGAUGAGUGCCCAGCAGGUCAAGCAGUGGUUUGCUGAGAAAAUGGGUGAAGAGACUCGGGCUGUGGCAGACACAAGUAGUGAGGAUCAGGGCCCUGGAAAUGGAGAGCCUGUGGCAGUUCACAAGGUGCUGGGUGAUGCCUAUUCAGAGCUAUCUGAGAACCGUGAAUCCUGGGAGCCAAGUGCUCCUGAGGCCAGCUCAGAGCCCUUUGACACUUCAAGUUCCCAGUCUGGACAUCAACUUGAAACAGAGUGAAUUUGAUCUGAUUACUGUGAAGGACCGGCCAGCCUGGGAUGCUGUCUGCCACAUGGAAGGGCCAAACCUGCCACAUAUCAUCUUGAUGGCCAGCUGCCAGGCACCAGGAAAGCCUCUGGAGCCUUGCUGAGCCCAGAACCUGCCGCCACCCCAACCAUUCUCCACCUGACACUUCUAAGCAAGUAGCAAUGGUUUCUCAUCAGCCCAUCCUCCCACAAUGCAGGACCAUUCCUUGGCCUCCCAGGGACAAAGCAGUUCAGAUUGCAUAUACCUAGACCCAGAAUCAAGUUGUUAGCAUAUACAGUUGCCUAUAUACAUUUAAUAAAGCAUCCUACAACAGACAUUUUCAAUACAUUAGGAUCUCGGGUUACCAAAGCAGUACAGCUCUGACAAUGCCAUGUCUGUUCUCUGGGAAGCUGAGACCACAGGGAUCCUCAUCCUCUGCAGCAACAGGAGUCACAGGCAUGCUCAGAACUGCACCAGGCCUGGCCCUACUUGUCUUCUUAAGGGAACCGACUGUUGGAAGAGAUCUCUGCAUCAUUGAGUGGAGGCACACUAUAGUUUGUGCCAGGCUUGUCUUGUGUUCUGAUUGACACAGAGCCCACUGUUACCCUCAGUUCUGAACACAACCAAGCUAUGACAUUACCAUUGGAUGCUAACCACUCUCUUUAGUUAACUGUAAUUCUGCUUUUUUGUGGAGUUUGAAUCAUGGACCAACUUCUCCAUUAUCAGAUCAACUAAAGAAAUCAUUGUUGUAAAGCCCAAUCUACUGACCUGUAUGUUCCCUUCAGCUCUUCAGACUCCUUUAGAACAAAAGGAAAGUGGUCAAAGUAGAGCCAAUUGCUGUGGCUUUGGCCACCACAGUUCUCAAUGCCUCCUGCAGGUCAGAAGGAAGUUCAUGGUGGCUGGGAGGAAGAAUGAGGCUGAAGGGCUUGGGAGAUUUGAAGUGACUAGAGAUAGAGUGGUCUUGAACACAAAGAUCUGCAGGUGAGAGUUCCUGGCAAAAUGCCUUUGUCUCACACCAAAGGCCCUGGUUAGGUACUGGUUUCAUGAUCCAGAGGUGCUGGACAUCACUGGACAGAUUCCUGUGAGGGUGUUUUUAAAGUUCCACAUUUAUAUUCCCAACCUGAGAAACAAAUUCUCUAUCUACUUUUGCCUAAGCCUCAUGUCUUUUUAAUUAAAAUCACAAGAAAUGGUGCCUUUGAAACAAUUGAAAACUUGCUUAGGGAGCUGUUUUAAACAUUAAAGCCCCCAUCUCUCCUAGGCUGGCUUCCCUGAGAACAGUAGACAAAGCAGGGCAGGGGAGGGAAAGAUGACAAACAAGAUGUGUCAUCCAUGGCCCCACUUACCUCUGGGAGACUCCAUCAGGAGACCCACAGGAGGGCAAGAGCUUUGACCAAGAAGUAGUAGUCAACUUCUAGGUGUUCUCCUUCCUCCCCUUCCCACGGGAGGGGAGUAGUCUGAGGAUGAACAUGGCAGCCCUCAGCCUUUUAGGAAAGAGGGCUUUCUUUGUAACCCAGGGCCCUGGAACCAUUAUGUUUGUCCUGUUCAUCCUGUUCCCAUAGGGAUGGCCUCACAUUUGAUUGGGGAUUUUUGAUUGUUUUGGUUUUUUUGACUACUUGGCAAGUUUUGCAGCCUAUUUUUGUAUCCUUUCUGUUUGGGGAGGGAAGCUAUUUGACCCCAAACCUUGAGGAAUUGGAAAGAAUGAAUGGUGAGUGAUUGUUUUCCUUCAGAGAACAGAUGCCUGAAAGUUUUCCUUUAGUGUUUGUGUAUGUGCAGAUUUACAUAUCCAUAUAUACAGGACACAUACUUAUUUGAUACUUUAAUACCAUAACAAUGUACAUCUGAUGUACAUUUGAGCUUCAUGUGGAUGCCCUAGGGGGAAGUAGUCUGUGAGUGAAGAGAUAACAGUAUACUGGGCAGCUGGAGCAGCAGAGGAAGCCAUCUCCUGUCUAAGAAAGCAUCUGUGUCUCACCUGAGCCCGGAUGCCUGCUGGGCUUCACCUCCAGAGCCCUGCUGCACUAGCUGAAUGGUAGACUCUAUAAAAAACGUCUGAACAAUUUACACGGAACAGAAAUAUUAAGUUACUUGGUGGACAUUACACAGGACACAGAGAGCAGCCUGGUCUCCGGCACUAAGUAAUCUUCUGGAUGGGAAGUUGCAGUAACACUGGCCCUAGCACACCUUUCUCAGAGCUGGUAAUGGCAAGAUUGUCCAGGUAAGAAAUGCAUUAGACUAAAUGGACCUUGCUUCCUUUGCUCUUGGAUGGGGGGAGGGAAAUUGUGGCUUGGACCUUGUUUGAUAGGUAAUGGUGAGGGAGGUGGUCAUGGACUAGGCACUUCAGGGAAGGGCUUUGGAUACCAAGCAUGAGUGCCCUGACAGAGGAGUUGAGGUAUAGAUUGGCAGCUACCAGGCCUAUAGUUACUAUGUGAUAUCACAGUGGCCUUGUACAGUUGGAGGCUCAAGAUGCUCAAUGUGCCUUCAGUAGAAGGCUGGCUGUGGGCUGCUAAGGUAGAGUGGAAUGUGCUUCUCCUAACAGGUGUGCUUUGUGAGACGGUGAGACUUGUCCUAUCCUCUGCACUCACUUGGACUUACCAGAGGCAGGACAUUCUAAGUGUUCUUUGUUGUUGGUCUUGUAUGUUGAUUUUUUUCUACUCACAUAUGUUUGUCAGUUCAGUUAUAAACCAGAACCAAUUCUAACUGAAACCUAAACUUAUACAUAAGCUUUGCAUAUUCUUUGUAAUUUUUUGAUCAGAGAUUUUUCUUUUGGGAGUUGGGUGUAUUUAGUGUUGGGAGUCCUUUCCCUAGAUGACUUUGAGGUCUACUAGUGACUGUCCUUGCACUUUUCUCUUGGCUGGGUACCAGGUGAAAAAAAUACUUUAGCCUGAGGGCACCCUUCCCUCUGGAAGCACAAGGGGAGGUGGGUGGGACCUGGUAGGUGGCUACCUGAGUCCUCCAGUCUGUCCCCAGCUGGCCUUGGGUAUGUGCUACCAGGAAGCUCAGCUGUACUCUCCAGAUCCAGAUGGCUCUCAGAGAUUUUACUUGUUCUAUCAGUAGCUAUGUCACAUCUGUGUCCCUUCCUCCCUGCUGGUCCUAGGACAUUUGUCACACAGUCGCUCGUGUGGAGGGCAGGGGUGGGGGAGCAACCUUUCUGGUUGGAGACUCACUGUCCUCUAGGUGAGUGCUGAGCUGUCCCAGUCUUGAGACUUUGCCUUUGUCUUCCUAGUCUCUACAUGGACCAAACUCCUCAGAUUGGAGCAGCUCAGUCAGUUCCACUGUCACAGCACAAGUGUAUAAAGGCACUUUCUGGGAAACCAGCCAAGAAAAUCCUAAAACAAAACUUAGAAUUUGUGUUUUUACUAAAGCCACUGUGCAGAUGAACUUAUAUCACAUUCAUCUGCAAGACUCAGUUUUCUGUAGUAGUUUUCUAGAUAGAUAAAGGUCUUUGGUCAGUUCAUCCUGGCCAAAGUUUGGCAUGCUGCCUAGUUUUUCUUAUACCAGACUGAACCUUUCUCUUUAGCAUCCCUAAUUUAGAUUUGUCUUCUUCCUUAACUGCACAUUGUUCACCACCAUCCUGCCCAGACCUUUAUGAGGUGAUUUCCAUGUGUUACAGCACUGGAGCCCACAGGCCUUUCUAAGCACAGGUAUUCCAAGACUUCAACCUUAAUUAUCUACACAGCAGUUUCUCCUGCCUUGGUUCAGUGGUGCAGGUAGGUUACUGAGCUCUAUACUCCAGGGCUAAUUAGGCUCUUGAGGGAUCUUCAGUGGAAUGGCUGGGUUUAGUUUAGACUGAGUAAUGACAGAACUGACCAUCAUACUGCCUGCUGUAUACAUCGCUACUUAGCUUACUAGCUAGAAAUCCAAAAGGAACGGAGUCCUCAGAGUCUAUUUCUGCUGGAGUCUGUGUUCCCUAGUUCCUGGCCACUAGGUAGUGGCAAGCCCAAAUGUACUCAGAGUCCAGAACCUGUACUUAGUUGUGGAGUGAAAGUUGUGGAGUGAAAGCAGCUCAGAGGGUGAAAGGGUCCUAGGACUGAGAGCCUGCUUUGGGGGCUUUCUGAGUGCUUGUUAACACUAGCCAGCAAUCCUAUGAACUUGGUCCCCCAGACUGGAAAACCAAUACAGAGUUUUCAGAGUCUAGCAGGAACACCUCUUCCCAGCCCCCUAAAGUCUGGAACAGGGAUGUAAAUCCAGAGAGUACACUUGGGCUACAGACUAAGGCAGACUCUGGUUGGUACAAGGAAGAAGAAAGCACCUGCUUUCUUGGUUUUUCAGUCUCUUAAGGAUGCAGGACUGAAUGGAUUCAGUGUAGUUACUACCCUGUCAUCUCUGCCCUCCUUGAGACAGAUCUUGCUGCUACUCUGGCAGGAACCAGGCAGAACAGAGGGAAAACAGCUAUUUCGCAGGGACUGUUUGCUACAUGGUGUUUUCCUGCUGUUUACAAGGGUGGGCAGAUGGCAAGUCAGAACACCUGAGAGGGGCCUGCACAUUUACCUGCCAUCAGUGCCUCUUUUGUCAAGAGACUAGCGUACUGUACCCACAGAUGGGCACCUGUAUGUUAAUAGCUUUUCUUGAUCUAUGCCUUUUGACAUGUGUUCCCUUCCAUGGAAAGUGGGUGAUUCAGAAUUAUUCAGAACUCGAGUUGAAGGUAAAAUGCCUAGGAUAAAGCCUGCUCAGAUACUGAAUAUAAAACGGGCUGCCAGUGCUCUGUUCUUUCCCAAGCAAGUCCCAGAAGAGACAUGUCCAGUGGGUGAAAGUCUAUUAUGUGGUCCCUGCUAACCUGCAGUUUGUGCUUAAGAAAGAUCUUGUCCCUAGCUCCUGUCCACAGAGUUUGGUCUUGUUCUUGUAGCCCAUGUGAGAAGGCUGGCUGCAGUGAUAGCUAACACCCACUCCUCAGCAGGGUUCCAGCAGAGUUAGGGUGCUCUGUGAAAUUGGGUGGGCCAAGGGCAGGAGUGGUCACUCAGGGCACUGGUCUCUCUCCCAUGCUUCUGAGUAGCUGGCUUUGUUCAGCCUUGCCAGGAAGGUCAGACUGUGUCAUAAUUGUUAUUAAACAGAGAAAAUGAGCCAACCUUUUUCUGGCCCCUGCUGACUAUUGUUCUUUGAGUUGUCCUGACAUAGCCCUUGGGGAAAUUGGGGAAGCAGCCAAAGACCUGCAGUGUCCUUGCUGACAAUGUCUUGGUUCCUGGUCCCCUGCACCUGCUUUGUGUUCUGAUCUCAGUGUGGAUGGCUUUGUUCUCAGGGGGCUCGACUGCUGAGAAGUACAACUGGGGGUGAUUUGAACAGUCUGCCUUUGGUAUGCUUCCUGUCUCCCAGGAACAGCUGAAGCGACUAUCCUGGUGCUAAGUGAAGAGUCACCUGCUACUUCGGCCAGCUGUGAAAGCAAACUAAGAAACAGCAUAUUCUGUCACUUAGACCUUUGGAGAGAAUAUUUCCUGUGUGGUCCUGGCUGGCCUCCCACCAGCCUGCUCUACUCAUUUUGUAGACCAGACUGGCCUCAGACUUGGGUGCUCUUCCUGCCUCUACCUCCCAAGCACUGAAUUACAGGCAUGGGCCACACCUGGCUGGAGUGUAGGGAUCCUUCACCCUGGGAAACAUUUGACUAGAAAGACAGCCUUUGCUUUUGGUGUGGGCUGUGUGUGGUGGGAGGUGGGAAGAUGACCUCUUCGGGCUGAGUCUCCGGGCCUCUUAAGGUCCCCCAUGGGGAUGCUGCUAUUUCCAAGAUGCAAAUUGCACAUUUCCUAGAUUUUGUAUCUGCAAAUUUGGAUAAGGGAUGGGAUGAGGGACAAAACUGCUUGUGUAGUUUGAAUGGGCCUCAGUGGUACUUCCAAUCUUUUAACUGUUCCUAAAUAAAAAUGUACAGACACUUCUUA
This is a messenger RNA of Grammomys surdaster, 9181 nucleotides long. It is a transcript of the gene Zhx3, whose product is annotated as zinc fingers and homeoboxes 3. The record is from RefSeq and is a predicted model, not a curated record. Gene Ontology annotation, molecular function: DNA-binding transcription factor activity, RNA polymerase II-specific; DNA binding. Bases 459 to 3314 code for a protein of 951 amino acids. Gene Ontology annotation, cellular component: nucleus. Lineage: Eukaryota; Metazoa; Chordata; Mammalia; Rodentia; Muridae. Gene Ontology annotation, biological process: regulation of transcription by RNA polymerase II. The transcript has 4 exons.